AUGACAGCAACAAAGAUGGAAACUCUGUGCCUGCUGGGCUGUGGAAAUCUGGGCUCGGCCAUCUUGAACAGUCUAAUCACCACGUCAGAAAGUGAUCCCUUGUUCAGUCGAUUCAUCGCCUGCGUCCGCAGUGAAGCCUCGGAGAAGAAGCUGGCAGGAAAAUACCCCCAACACCGGAACCGACUGUCCAUCUCUCGCGGCAACAAUACUCAAGCCGUGCGCGAUUCCGAUGUGAUCAUCUUGGGCGUGGACCCUGCGGACAUUGAGAGCGUACUGAAGCAGCCAGGCCUGCCACAGGCGUUGGAGGACAAACUCCUCAUCAGCAUCGCUGCUGGCUGGACCAGACAAAAGAUCGAAGAAACCAUCUACGGAAGCGAGACCACCAAUGCCAAUCAGGCCGGCCGGGCAUGGGUGAUACGUACGCUCCCAAAUAUAGCAGCGCAGGUUUCGCAAUCCUUGACCGCAAUCGAAGUCUCUGAACCCUCCCCACCAGAGUCGUACUUGAAGAUCACGACCGAGAUUUUCGAGCGCAUCGGGCGUGCCGUGCAGAUCGAACCACGACUUAUGAAUGCGACGACGGCUGUAGGAGGAUCUACGCCUGCCUUUUUUGCGGUCAUUUGCGAUGCGCUCAUUGAUGCGGCCGUGGCGGUUGGCGUGCCGCGGAAUCUGGCCCACACGAUGAUCUUCCAGUCCAUGCAAGGAACGGCAACCAUGCUCCAGAGUGGUAUGCACCCGGCUGUUCUAAGGGACCAAGGCACAUCUCCGGAGGGGUGUACUAUUGGUGGAUUGAUGGUGAUGGAGGAAGCGGGCGUUCGUGGUCAUAUUGGACGUGCCCUUCGUGAAGCGGUGACUUUAGCUCGUCUUAUGGAGACCACGGAGCAUGUGAAUGACACUCGGCAUUAA
Molecule: messenger RNA, 903 nt
Organism: Penicillium daleae
Lineage: Eukaryota; Fungi; Ascomycota; Eurotiomycetes; Eurotiales; Aspergillaceae
Product: pyrroline-5-carboxylate reductase family protein
Exons: 2
Coding region: 1-903 (300 amino acids)
Biological process (GO): L-proline biosynthetic process
Molecular function (GO): pyrroline-5-carboxylate reductase activity
Source: RefSeq, a predicted model, not a curated record